Elephantulus edwardii (Cape elephant shrew) is the source of this 1413-nucleotide messenger RNA. It is a transcript of the gene KCTD8, whose product is annotated as potassium channel tetramerization domain containing 8. Gene Ontology annotation, molecular function: protein binding. Gene Ontology annotation, biological process: protein homooligomerization; regulation of G protein-coupled receptor signaling pathway. The record is from RefSeq and is a predicted model, not a curated record. NCBI's taxonomy places the organism in Eukaryota, Metazoa, Chordata, Mammalia, Macroscelidea, Macroscelididae. The transcript has 2 exons. Bases 1 to 1413 code for a protein of 470 amino acids.
AUGGCUCUGAAGGACACAGGCACCAGCGGCAGCACCAUCCUGCCCAUUAGCGAGAUGGUCUCCUCGUCCAGUUCUCCGGGAGCGCCGGGAGCCGCCACCCCGGGGCCCAGCGCGCCUUCGCCCUUCCCCGAGGUGGUGGAGCUGAACGUGGGGGGCCAGGUCUAUGUGACCAAGCACUCGACGCUGCUCAGCGUUCCGGACAGCACUCUGGCCAGCAUGUUCUCACCCGCUAGCCCCCGGGGUGGCGCCCGGCGCCGGGGCGAGCUGCCCAGGGACAGCCGGGCGCGCUUCUUCAUCGACCGAGACGGCUUCCUGUUCAGGUAUGUGCUGGAUUAUCUGCGGGACAAGCAGCUCGCGCUGCCCGAACACUUCCCAGAGAAGGAGCGGCUCCUGCGCGAAGCUGAGUACUUCCAGCUCACGGAGCUUGUCAAGCUGCUGUCGCCCAAGGUCACCAAGCAGAACUCGCUCAACGACGAGGGCUGCCAGAGCGACCUGGAGGACAACGUCUCGCAGGGCAGCAGCGACGCGCUCCUGGUGCGCGGGGCAGCGGCGGCCGCGCCCUCGGGCCCGGGAGCGCACAGCGGCGGUGGCGCGCCUGACAGGCGCUCCGGCUUCCUCACGCUUGGCUACCGCGGCUCCUACACCACCGUGCGCGACAACCAGGCGGACGCCAAGUUCCGGCGCGUGGCGCGCAUCAUGGUGUGCGGGCGCAUCGCACUGGCCAAGGAGGUCUUCGGGGACACGCUCAACGAGAGCCGCGACCCAGACCGGCCGCCCGAGAAGUACACGUCGCGCUUCUACCUCAAGUUCACCUACUUGGAGCAAGCGUUCGACCGCCUGUCUGAGGCUGGCUUCCACAUGGUGGCGUGUAACUCCUCUGGCACGGCUGCCUUUGUCAACCAAUACCGGGACGACAAGAUUUGGAGCAGCUACACUGAGUACAUCUUCUUCCGACCACCUCAGAAAAUAGUGUCACCCAAACAAGAACAUGAAGAUAGGAAGCAUGACAAAGUUACAGAUAAAGGAAGUGAGAGUGGAACCUCCUGUAAUGAGCUCUCCACUUCCAGCUGUGACAGCCACUCAGAGGCGAGCACUCCACAGGACAACCCAGCCAACGCCCAACAGGCAACAGCUCACCAACCCAAUACCUUAACGUUAGAUCGUCCUUCCAAAAAAGCACCUGUGCAGUGGAUGCCUGCACCAGACAAACGCAGAAACAGUGAACUCUUUCAGACCCUCAUCAGCAAGUCUCGGGAAACAAAUCUUUCAAAAAAGAAAGUCUGUGAGAAGCUAAGUGUGGAAGAAGAAAUGAAAAAAUGCAUUCAGGAUUUUAAAAAAAUCCACAUCCCAGAUUAUUUUCCAGAGCGCAAACGUCAAUGGCAGUCUGAACUGUUACAGAAGUAUGGGUUAUAG